Messenger RNA from Adelges cooleyi (spruce gall adelgid), 2523 nucleotides. RefSeq lists its product as uncharacterized. The transcript has 7 exons. The record is from RefSeq and is a predicted model, not a curated record. Bases 324 to 2309 code for a protein of 661 amino acids. Lineage: Eukaryota; Metazoa; Arthropoda; Insecta; Hemiptera; Adelgidae.
CUAUUGUCGGAUUUAGAUAGGAUAUUAUUGCGAUUUAGUCGUCUUUAAAGUACGGUAAAAUUAGAUUAAGGGGGUUUCCAUAAAUAAGUCCGUAGUUUGUAUUGACUACAGACUAAUAAACCAUAUCAGUUUCCGGCGAUGGCCACGGGUCGUACAUUAUUUUUAAUUUUACUGUUGUUGUUAUCGUAUGUUUCCAAGUCGUUGUUUCUAAUAAUAGUCGCGAAAUACAUUGGAAUCCCAAUAUUGCAAGUGUAUUGGAAGGGAAGGUAUGUGUUAUCGACAUACACUGGACAGCCCGCACCCACCACUUUACUGACAGAAGGAUGUCAAGCGUGUACGGUGUUACAACUUGCAAUAACACCCUUUUUUUACACGUAAUUAUUAGUUAUGUGUAUCAUCAUUUUUUGUAUGAAUCAUACAAUUUUAUUUUAUGUAUAUUUUUAUAUUUUAUUGUAGAAACUUUGCAAUUUUUAAUUACAGGUAUACUUUUAUACAUUAUUUUUAUAUUUAAAUUGUAUAUUUUAAAUCAUACGACCGUCAGCUGGACGCUUUCUUUCAACCUUAUAAUUAUAAUACAAUUUUAUAUAAUGGAACAUGGAGGUUUCAUUUAUGACAAUUUGGGGAAGAAAAAAGGCGUUACUUACUAUCAAUGUGCCAAACGAGGACUCAACUUCUGCAAGGGUUCAUUGAAAAAAUCGACUGAUGGGACAUUAAUUAUCAUCAAACCCCAUAAUGGACAUGAAAUAAGAGACAAUAAUGAGAUGUUAAUUAAAUCUUUUAGAUUGAUUCUAAAAACGCGAGCCAGUAAAGAAAAUGGUUUAUUAAAAUUAAUAUAUGAUCAAGAAUCAGAAAGGAAUCCUGAAGCUAGCAGUCUCUAUUCUUGGGCAACAGCUGAAUCUAUAAUGCGUAUAGCGAGAAGGCACUCUCUUCCGAAAUUACCAACUUCUUGUACUGAACUGGCAGUUCUUUUUGAAAAUGGAACACUUCCACGAUAUUCAUGCUGUAAUGAAAGCAUAUUUAAGGGCUGUGUGCUAUGUAUUGACGGUCACCAAAGUCUAAUAUUUGCUUGCACUGGUUUAAUUCAAUUAGUAGCGAAUGUUGAAGAAAUACACGUUGAUGCUACAUUCAAAAUUGUAUCCCCAAACAUGGGUAAACAAUUAUUAACUAUUCACUGUAUGAUUCAAAACCAUUCCAUACCUGUUGUAUAUUGUUUAAUGGAAUCAAAAUCAAGGAAUGCCUACAUUAGUGUUUUAAAUUUUGUGAAAUCGAAUAUUGUCCCAAAUUUAAACCCAUCUGUUAUAAUAACUGAUUUUGGGACAGCCCUUCGAGAUACAUUAAUAUCAUUAUUUCCCCAAGCAAGAGUUGCUGGUUGCUGGUUCCACCACAAUCAAGCGGUAUGGAAAAAUAUGAAAAAAAAAGGAUUUCUCCAUUUAAUAAAUACUAAUGGUCAAGCAUUAAAAGCUUUGAGAAUGUUGUUUGCUUUGCCAUUACUACCUGCUGCUGAUAUAGAGAGAGCGUAUGAAGUCAUUCGGUUAUUUGCCAUUAAUCAUCAAGUUCCUAUGACUAGUUUAUUUAGUUAUUACCGAAGUUAUUGGAUAGGACAAGUUGGUGUUCACGUUUUUUCUGUCCAUGGACUAUCAAGGCGCACUAAUAACAAUGUGGAAAGUUUUCACAAUAGUUUGAGACUAAAAUUAUCAGUGGCGCAUCCAAACUUAUGGAUUUUUCUUAAUCAGUUAGCUCGUCUACGUAUGAAUUACCAUACAAUAGUGAAUCAGUUGUCAAAUAAUAUAAGGCCAACAAGAAACUAUAGAGUAAAUUAUGUUAUAAACUCCAAUCGUAUAAAGAAUGCAACUAGCCAAUAUUCUCAAGGACUGAUGAAUAUGUGGCAGUUUUUGCAAAUAUGCUCUCACACUACUACUGCUUAUGAACAACGUCAGAGAAAUUGGGCAUUACAGGCAGAGAUCAAUAGCAACCCAAAUGCUUAUAUACCUCUUUCAGAAGAUAACCGGAUUGAUGAUUCUGCAGUAGCUGAAGAAUUAAUUGCUAACAUACCUGUAGCCAUUUCUGAGGGUGCAAAUGAAACCGUAAAUAUUGAUGACAAUGAUUCGCUUGACGAUGAAAGUAGAUGUGUGACAUGUUUGGUGAGGACGCUAAGGGAAACUCCAAUAAGGUAUAUGAUUACUCCAUGUGGGCACGCAUGGAUAUGCAAUAGCUGUAUGCUGACAAUUCUUAGGUCUGACCCUAUAGUAAAAUGUCCUGUGUGCCGUCAAAGCAACAGUCAUUUUCAACGUGUAUUUUUUACCUUUUAAAAUUAAGUGCUAUUAUUUUGUGCACCCACUAAUAAUAAAUAUUUUAGACUUAGCAAAAGAGACAUUAAGGUUUCAACAUAAUGAAUAAAAACUAUUUUUUACUCGUAACAUUACAAAUAAAUCAUCAGAAUCAUAGGUUUUAUCAUUGACUAUAAAUAUUAUAGAUGGCCCACCAAGACAAUUUACAGUUCUGGACGUCGACAAGGGGUGAGCC